This is a messenger RNA of Prorocentrum cordatum, 375 nucleotides long. The record is from the annotation of a GenBank genome assembly. NCBI's taxonomy places the organism in Eukaryota, Dinophyceae, Prorocentrales, Prorocentraceae.
AUGUUCAGCCCGCGCGCGAUGUUUCAAGAUGGUGGGGCGGCUCUCGCCGAGCAAGGGAAGUGCAAGGCGGUGUGCCCCGAGUCGGGCGGGCUCAGCUCGGCCCCCACGCGAUGCCCCACGGCAGAGCUGUGCGCCUUUGGCGACGACCAGGAUGCCGACGCGUUCGAGGAGAUUUUGGGCGCCACCGCCUCGCCGAAGGACGGCGACGAGCCCGCGCUGCUCGAGGCGGUGCUCCGCUGGCGCCGAGGGGGGCUCCUGCGCGAGUCGCAGCGCCACCGAGGGGUGCCCCCGGGCGCCUCCGGUCCGUGGCGUACUGGGAGCAGAGGGCCGCCGCCGCCCGGCAGACGGUGGGCUCGCCCUGGGAGCUUGGCGUGA